CUCUUUUGGCAACAUGGCGGGCGGAGAAGCUGGGGUGACUCUGGGGCAGCCGCACCUUUCGCGUCAGGAUCUCACCACCUUGGAUGUUACCAAGUUGACGCCACUUUCACACGAAGUUAUCAGCAGACAAGCCACAAUUAAUAUAGGUACAAUUGGUCAUGUAGCUCAUGGGAAAUCCACAGUCGUCAAAGCUAUUUCUGGAGUUCACACCGUCAGGUUCAAAAAUGAACUAGAAAGAAAUAUUACAAUCAAGCUUGGAUAUGCUAAUGCUAAGAUUUAUCAACUUGAUGACCCAAGUUGCCCUCGGCCAGAAUGUUAUCGAUCUUGUGGGAGCAGUAUGCCUGAUGAGUUUCCUACAGACAUUCCAGGAACCAAAGGGAACUUCAGAUUAGUCAGACAUGUUUCCUUUGUUGACUGUCCUGGCCACGAUAUUUUGAUGGCUACUAUGCUGAACGGUGCAGCAGUGAUGGAUGCAGCUCUUCUGUUGAUAGCUGGUAAUGAAUCUUGCCCUCAGCCUCAGACAUCUGAACACCUGGCUGCUAUAGAGAUCAUGAAACUGAAGCAUAUUUUGAUUCUACAAAAUAAAAUUGAUUUGGUAAAAGAAAGGCAGGCUAAAGAACAAUACGAGCAGAUCCUUGCGUUUGUCCAAGGUACAGUAGCAGAGGGAGCUCCCAUUAUUCCAAUUUCGGCUCAGCUGAAAUACAAUAUUGAAGUUGUUUGUGAGUACAUAGUAAAGAAAAUUCCAGUACCCCCAAGAGACUUUACUUCAGAGCCCCGGCUUAUUGUUAUUAGAUCUUUUGAUGUCAACAAACCUGGCUGUGAAGUUGAUGACCUUAAGGGAGGUGUAGCUGGUGGUAGUAUCCUAAAAGGAGUAUUAAAGGUGGGCCAGGAGACAGAAGUAAGACCUGGUAUUGUUUCCAAAGAUAGUGAAGGAAAACUCAUGUGUAAAUCAAUCUUUUCCAAAAUUGUUUCACUUUUUGCGGAGCAUAAUGAUCUGCAAUAUGCUGCUCCAGGCGGUCUUAUUGGAGUUGGAACAAAAAUUGACCCCACUUUGUGCCGGGCUGACAGAAUGGUGGGGCAAAUACUUGGUGCAGUCGGAGCUUUACCUGAGAUAUUCACAGAAUUGGAAAUUUCCUAUUUCCUGCUUAGACGGCUUCUAGGUGUACGCACUGAAGGAGACAAGAAAGCAGCAAAGGUUCAAAAGCUGUCUAAGAAUGAAGUGCUCAUGGUGAACAUAGGAUCCCUGUCGACAGGAGGGAGAGUUAGUGCUGUCAAGGCCGAUUUGGGCAAAAUUGUUUUGACCAAUCCAGUGUGCACAGAGGUAGGAGAAAAAAUUGCCCUUAGCCGAAGAGUUGAAAAACACUGGCGUUUAAUUGGUUGGGGUCAGAUAAGAAGAGGAGUGACAAUCAAGCCAACAGUAGAUGAUGACUGAAGAAUACCGGUUAAAUAAUACAUUCGGAUGGAGCUGGAAGUUGCAAUUUCUCUUUAACAACCAAGGGGUUUAUUUUCAAAGCGAUAUUGGGGAAUUGAUUUCACAGUUUGUUACCUUAGUAGGUAACGGUAAGGUUAUUCUCUCUUUUUUUUUUUGGUUAUGAAAACUUAGGGACUACAAUUAGUAUAAAAAUUGGCAUAAUGUUGGAUUGAAUCUACAUUUUGGCAGAAGUUAAGCAUUCCCACAUAAUGUCAAAAUUAUACAUUAUGCAGUUUUUUUGUUUGUUUUAUUUUGUUUUGUUUUUGAGUCUGGCUUUGUCACCUAGGCUGGCAUGUAGUGGCAUGAUCUGCAAUCUCUGCCUCCCAGGUUCAAGCGAUUCUCCUGCCUCAGCCCCCCAAGUAGCUGAGAUUACAGGUGUGUGCCACCACACGGGGCUAAUUUUUGUAUUAGUAGAGACGGGGUUUCGGCAUGUUGGCCAGGCCAGUCUCUCCUGACCUCAGGGUGAUCAGCCCACCUCGGCCUCACAAAGUGCCGGGAUUACAGGCGUGAGCCACCUUGCCUAGCCCACAUCAUGCAGUUUGAAAUGAAACUUUGCCACAACCAGCCUUUGCUGUAGCACACACAUAUAUCACUGAAACUGUUCGAAAUAAAGUUUUUUUUUGUUUUUCAUGAUUCGUCUUUGAGUACCUCCAGGCUGAAGGACUGUUGUACCAGUAAAAACUUAAAGGCACAAAUUAUCCUUGAAGACCUUCUCCCUUUUCUUUGGCCCCAUAUUUUAUGUUGCUUUAUCUUUGAAAUUUUGCAUGAAAAGGAUGCAAUGAAUGGGUUCGAAUUGCAUGAAAAGGAUGCACGAAUGGGUUCGAAUGAAAUUGUCCUUUAGAGCAUGAUUACUUGUUCCCAUGGGCAAAUAAUUUUCUCCCCUUGCUCUUCCUGGCCUGAAAUACGGGAAACUAGAGUCAGAAGUUAUCUCCCUCUCCCUGUGAUGCCUUGAGAUGUUUUUCUGCAUUGUUUUAUGCCUGAAAUCCAAUAGUCUUCCUCCAUUGGAAAAUACUGUUAUACCAAAUAAUUCUAGAUGAGUAACAAAGAUCCUUCUAGGCCUUCAUUUUAUGUUUUUUCUUAACUGUUAUAUGAUUGUGACACAGAUUAUAAUAUUACUAAUUUUUGGAUGUUUCAAAAGGUCAAUAAGUAAAAGAUGUUAGAAAGC
This is a messenger RNA of Homo sapiens (human), 2636 nucleotides long. It is a transcript of the gene EIF2S3B, whose product is annotated as eukaryotic translation initiation factor 2 subunit gamma B. Lineage: Eukaryota; Metazoa; Chordata; Mammalia; Primates; Hominidae. The transcript has a single exon. The coding region runs from base 14 to 1432 and encodes 472 amino acids. Gene Ontology annotation, molecular function: tRNA binding; GTP binding; GTPase activity. The record is from RefSeq and is marked validated.